AUGACGGACGGAGGCAGGGCUGAGUGGUAUAAAAGAUCGGAGGAGGAGGCGGCGAUUGUCAAGCAGCCUAAUGAACAGGUUCGCGUCUGGGAGCGUGUAGAUGGGAUCGUCACGAGGUCGGAACCGGUGGAGAAGGAGCCGGAGGUGGUGGUCUCCCCUCGUCGGAACCCUGGGAAGGCGGUGGCUUGGUGCCGGAGGUGA
Messenger RNA from Arabis nemorensis, 201 nucleotides. The record is from the annotation of a GenBank genome assembly. Lineage: Eukaryota; Viridiplantae; Streptophyta; Magnoliopsida; Brassicales; Brassicaceae.